Messenger RNA from Paraglomus occultum, 467 nucleotides. The record is from the annotation of a GenBank genome assembly. Lineage: Eukaryota; Fungi; Glomeromycota; Glomeromycetes; Paraglomerales; Paraglomeraceae.
GGAAUGGUGAAUUCGCAAUUAACUUUUCCUCGCUCUGUAACACACCUUCUAAUCGUUUCAAUACAUGCUGGCGCGUGAUUUCCGAUAAUGACGUUGUCUGCAACGUCCCAGUUGGAUUCGAUAAUCCUGAAUUAUUGCAAUACAUUAGCAAUAAUAGUAUUUUCGACUAUGCUCACGUUGGCGAGACCAUAAGGCUUUUCCGGAACGGGCAUAGACCAAAGACGAAUAUCCGUAAAUUGCUUAAAAAGGAAGAGGAUGUGAGUAGUGAGCAACCGGAAGUAACCCCGGCUGCUCUUGAAGAUGAUAAACCGGAUAGAUUCAUGCCACCUUUUGUCAAAGAUCAUCUCGUGCAUAGAUAUUUGAUGGCUUUGCAAAAGGCGAGACCGCACUUCUCGACACCACCAAAGAAAUCAACACCAAAAAAACCAGCAACUUCAACAAAAACCCCGCCUAAGCCGAACAAUUAG